Molecule: messenger RNA, 795 nt
Organism: Procambarus clarkii (red swamp crayfish)
Lineage: Eukaryota; Metazoa; Arthropoda; Malacostraca; Decapoda; Cambaridae
Source: RefSeq, a predicted model, not a curated record
AUGACAAGCCGGCAACAGUGCCUCGACCAGCCGGCAACAGUGCCUCGACCAGCCGGCAACAGUGCCUCGACCAGCCGGCAACGGAGCCUGGACCAGCCGGCAACGGAGCCUGGACCAGCCGGCAACGGAGCCUGGACCAGCCGGCAACGGAGCCUGGACCAGCCGGCAACGGAGCCUGGACCAGCCGGCAACGGAGCCUGGACCAGCCGGCAACGGAGCCUGGACCAGCCGGCAACGGAGCCUGGACCAGCCGGCAACGGAGCCUGGACCAGCCGGCAAGAGAGCCUGGACCAGCCGGCAAGAGAGCCUGGACCAGCCGGCAAGAGAGCCUGGACCAGCCGGCAAGAGAGCCUGGACCAGCCGGCAAGAGAGCCUGGACCAGCCGGCAACAGAGCCUGGACCAGCCGGCAACGGAGCCUGGACCAGCCGGCAACGGAGCCUGGACCAGCCGGCAACGGAGCCUGGACCAGCCGGCAACGGAGCCUGGACCAGCCGGCAACGGAGCCUGGACCAGCCGGCAACGGAGCCUGGACCUGGACCACCUGGACCAGCCGGCAAGAGAGCCUGGACCAGCCGGCAAGAGAGCCUGGACCAGCCGGCAAGAGAGCCUGGACCAGCCGGCAAGAGAGCCUGGACCAGCCGGCAAGAGAGCCUGGACCAGCCGGCAAGAGAGCCUGGACCAGCCGGCAAGAGAGCCUGGACCAGCCGGCAAGAGAGCCUGGAGGACAAGAGGACGCCGCCAGGAGCCAGCAAGCCGCCCUCACACUGCCACAACCAGUCAUUCAAUUUACAUGA